CCAAACACAAAAAUCUUCAAUUUUUUCAUAGAUGCAGUUGUUCGUCUUCCGAACCCUAAUUCAGGAAACAGACGAUACCACUUCUCUUAUCUCAAUUUUGUGUUACCUCUAGAUCCGUUGCCAUUAUCAAAUUCUUGAAAACCCUAAUAAAUUUCGUUCAUCUUUAAGCUCAAUCCUCAUCGAUUGGGGAGAGGAGGAGAAGAGAUUAUCAAUCUUCAUUAUUCCAGAUUAUCCUUAGUUUUAAUCAAUUUCUAAUUCUGGGUUUCCGAUCCAAAUUUUAUCGUGUCGGAAUUUUGUUGUUCGUGUUGUCGUGAAAAUCUUGUUUUUCCUCAUUUCCCCAAACGAAAACUUAAAUCGUUCCGUCGAAAUCUUAUCCUGACCUCAGUUUAACGUUUUAGUUUGAUCAAAUUGGUACCAUAAAUUUUGUUGGUGUAUUACGUUUCGAUCUUAGCGAUCCCCAUUUCAAAUCAAUUUUACAUAAGAUCAAAUAAUCAUCGGGAAUUUUUAGUUGUGUGCAUAGGUGUAUAUUGCAUAUAUAUAUAAGUUCGUUUCCGAAAGAAAAAGAAAAGAACAAAACCCUGGUUUUUUUUUUUGAAAAUUUGAAUUUCGAUCUGGUCCAAGUUUGCAAGUGCAUUUGAUACUGAGAAAAAUGGUUGGUGGUGGAAAUAGAAAGGAUGAUCCAAUUGCAAUUAACAGCACCAACGUUUUUGCUGCUCUUGGAAGCUUAAAGAAGAAGAAAAAGUCUGAUAAAGAGCAGGGUUCUUCGAAGAAGGGUAGUAGUUCGAAGAAGAAGCAGGAUAAGGAGAGCAAGGCGGAGAAGGAGCAGGUUUUCUGGGCUCCGGCACCGUUAAUGGUGAAGUCGUGGGCGGAUGUGGACGAUGAAGAUGAUGAUGAUUAUUAUGCAACAACAGCUCCACCUCCUGUUUGGGGUGCCUCUGCCGGGAUGCAGCAAGAUAAGGUCAAAGGAAACGAGACUCCAGUUGAGGAAAGUGAAAGUGAAGAUGAAGGUCUUGAUGAAAUUGAUGAUGAGAAUGAUGAAGAAAAUGAUCAUGAAGCAGAAGUGGCAGCAGAAAAAGAGCCGGUUGUUCAGAAGCCUGCUGAAAAAGAACCGGUUGUUCCCAAGGAUGACAGACAACUCUCGAAGAAGGAACUGAAGAAGAAAGAACUUGCAGAACUUGAAGCAGUGCUUGCUGAGUUUGGAUUGGCUGAAAGCAGCGGCCAAGAAGAUUCCCGUGGUGGCACCCGAGAGAAGGUGGAGAAUCGGAACGGAGAGCAAGAGAAGAAAGACAAAAAUCCCCCUGGUGGCGAGAGUAAAAACGCUAAAAAGAAGAAGAAGAAAGAGAAGUCUUUUAAGGAUGCUGCCAAAGAACAAGUAGUCUCCAAUGGGCCCGAUACUGAAAAUUCAACAUCAGAAGCUGCGACUGGAUCACAGAAGGUUGAAGGUUUAUCUGGGAUCGAUGUGAAAGAGAAGAUAAAAAAGGUGGUGGCUGCAAAAAAGAAGAAAUCUAACAAGGAGAUGGAUGUUGCCGCCAGAGCUGCCGCUAGUGAAGCGGCAGCAAGGAGUGCAAGGCUUGCAGCCGCUAAGAAGAAGGAGAAGAACCACUACAACCAGCAGCCUGUGCGGUAAAUUAGCUUCUUUCUUGCUGAUAUUAUGAUAUGAUAUGCUGCUGGUGCUGGUGCUGGUGCUGGUGCAAGUGAGCAUGGAUCGAAUAAUCUUGGUUUCAAAUUUAAGAUGAUUCCUUUUUUACAUAGCGCGAUAUUUUGAAUUUUACUUGAAAGAUUAGUAGAAAUCUAGGAUUUUUACGGUACUUUUAUUGGUAGUUCUAAGAUUUCUUGUGUAGAGAGUAGAGACAUCUUUGAAUGUGUUACUAAAUCAUGAAUUUUGGUUGAUGGAUGGUUCUUUUGGUGUG
Messenger RNA from Cynara cardunculus var. scolymus (artichoke), 1910 nucleotides. Its product is annotated as serrate RNA effector molecule homolog. The coding region runs from base 650 to 1627 and encodes 325 amino acids. NCBI's taxonomy places the organism in Eukaryota, Viridiplantae, Streptophyta, Magnoliopsida, Asterales, Asteraceae. The record is from RefSeq and is a predicted model, not a curated record. The transcript has 3 exons.